Molecule: messenger RNA, 1514 nt
Organism: Perca fluviatilis (European perch)
Lineage: Eukaryota; Metazoa; Chordata; Actinopteri; Perciformes; Percidae
Product: zinc finger protein
Exons: 7
Coding region: 571-1329 (252 amino acids)
Molecular function (GO): zinc ion binding; nucleic acid binding
Source: RefSeq, a predicted model, not a curated record
GCAAACCGAGCAUUCAGUAGCCUAUCAUACACUGUCGCACACACUGUGUGAGCCGAGAGCGCUCUCCGUCUUUCAUUCAUCCCGGUAAACGCUGCUCACACUUUCUUCUUCUUCUCCUCCCUCCUCACCCCGCCCUCCCCUCGCCCCCCUUCUCUCCCCACUCUUCACUCCCUCGCGCUGGGAUAGCUUACUUUGUUUUUGUUUUCCCCUCCGCGGUGCCUUUUGGUCGGAGUAGUAGCUAGUGGAAGAUAUCAACAGAGCUACGUGUCUUCUUACCUCCGCGAUACUACGGAAUACAGAGGAGUCGUUGGAGGGCACGCGCAUCACGACAGAGAGCAGCGCGAGAAGGUUUUUUUUUUUUUUUUUUAGACGGUACGGCAUGAUUUAAAACAAGAAAUAAAGAAAAUAUCUGUAUUGAAUAACCGCGUUAGGUGACGCUCCACCUGAAAAGACUCACGUUAAGUUUUGACGGAUUUUACGGCACAGGUGCGUUAAAGGAUUAAAUACAGGCAUUUGGCGGAUGGUUGUCGGUUUCGUGGAGAGGAGUCAGCGCCUCUGCGCAAGUCUCAGAUGAAGAUGAAGUCUGCGGGCAUCGUGGAUGGAGGCUUGUUCACAGAGAGCUAUUGUAACAUCUGCAAUGCCCAGCUCAUCUCCGAGUCCCAGCGCACGGCUCACUAUGAGAGUAAGAAACAUGCCAACAAGGUACGUCUGUUCUACAUGCUUCACCCUGAAGACGGAGGACCACCUUCCAAGAGACUGCGGCCAGAUAACCCAGACUGUGCAGAGACAGAGGUGGACAGGAACAAGUGCUGUACUUUGUGUAACAUGUUCUUCACCUCCGCCAUUGUGGCCCAGUCACACUACCAGGGCAAAACCCACGCCAAGAGAGUCCGCCUGGUACUGGGGGAGCCGCCCAGCAUACCCACAGCCAUGACCAGCCCUACAAACACAGAUUCCUCCCCUUCCACCCCGCUGCCCACAGACCCCGUUGCGUGCCCCCCUCCUCCCCCUGACCUGGCUUGGCCCUUGGCGGUGGUCGGCGGAAACGGCGGAAGAGAAGCCGGGAAGUACUGCUGCCUGUGCGGAGCCUGGUUCAACAACCCGCUGAUGGCCCAGCAGCAUUACGAGGGCAAGAAACACCGCAGGAACGCAGCCAGAGCACGCCUCCUGGAGCAGCUAGCGGGCAGUCUGGAUGCCACGGAGAGCACAGGGCUGCGCAGUAGUUACUCUUGCAGUGUCUGCAGUGUGGUCCUCAACUCUAUCGAGCAGUACCAUGCACACCUCCAGGGCUCCAAGCACCAGAACAACUUGAAGCAACACCAGCAGUAAGCCACGGAGACAGGCUACUCUGGAGACGAAGACCGAGAUUAUUGGAAUAAACAACUUCAGAAAAAAAGGACUUGUCAGAAACUGAAGAGUAUGAGAAGGUAGUGCAGAAUAACUUCAGAGAGAGAGAGAGCAAGUGAGUGUGUGUGUGUGUGUGUGUGUGUGUGUGUGUGUGUGUGUGUGUGUGU